Molecule: messenger RNA, 3932 nt
Organism: Daphnia pulex (common water flea)
Lineage: Eukaryota; Metazoa; Arthropoda; Branchiopoda; Diplostraca; Daphniidae
Product: serine-rich adhesin for platelets-like
Exons: 2
Coding region: 234-3614 (1126 amino acids)
Source: RefSeq, a predicted model, not a curated record
UUGGGUGGACGCACACACACACAAAAAAUAUUGAAAGUGAAGGAAGGGGAAAACCUUGCGAGCUGCUGGCCAUUUUGCCCAGCAUAUACUAUGCACAGGCUUGGCUAUAGCAGCCCCCCAAGGUUUUCACUUUUCCUUUUUGGUCAUUGCAUCGGCGCUCACUAUGUGGGCAUGAGCGCAACAAUUUUAUUUCCUCUGUGAUCUUUGAUGCAGCUAGUUCGUUCACAAUAGCCAUGCGCCGUCUUAUUCACACAGUGCUCGUCGGAGCAUUGGUGCUCGUGGCCGCUUUCGGACAGGCUGAAACCCGUGAAAGUCUCGAGCAGCAGCAGCAGCAGCAAUCUAGUACGUCUAACGACCAAUUACAGCCAGAUAGCAACGAGAAAUUCAAAGCGGCUAAUUCGGCCGAGCUUCACGAAAAGGCCAUCGACACGCUCAUUUUGACGACAACCGAGGGCUUGUCGAUUUCGUCAGAAACGUCGGUCGAAAAGGAUUCACCCAAAACGAGUGAAAGAGUCAACGUGACGGCCAACGCCGAGGAACCGGACGACGUCUCCUUGGAAAUGGGUUCACUGGAUGGCAAGAUAAAAGUGAUUGUUCCAGUUAGUAAGGAGACCGUUACAGUUGAGCCAACUGCAGCGCAGCAGGCCGUCAAUGAAACGGCGUCCAGUGAUGAAGUGGAGACGACGACGACGACCCAGCAGGUGGCGAUUCCGGUCGGCAAUCGGAACCCAAUCGCCAAUCGACUGCUGCAAAAUCGGUUGACUCGUUUGAGAACGACGACCGUCCGCAAUGUUGUUUCAACCUCGAAAGAUUCGGACGAAGAAAGCGAUUCGACCGGGAGAACAACAACUCGACCGGCGAUAAGUGCUGGCGGUCAGGCCCAGCAAAGCGAUUCGGGCAAACGCGUUUUCGGCAGAAUCCGAACGACGACGGCCAAAAGUCCGACGACAACAACCGCGCAAGAUUCCAAAGAAGAUGUUGUUGUCGCAACAACAACGACAGUUCGCAAUUCCCCGUCCGGCAACCGGUUCAGCCGCGUUCGUGCAACAACAGCAAAGACAACAACAGGCAGAGCUAGCGAGUCUUCCGAACGAGAAGAUACGAUCAGCACAGCCCGGCCGACGACCGUCCGGAGUUCGCUAGUUAAUCGCUUCAGUCGGCUGAGAGCGACAACAACAACAGCCGCCACCACAAUUUUGAAAGACUCUGGCGAACAAGUGGAGAUUGUUACCCCGUCGCCGCCCACGACGACUCCUCGCAGUUUGCCCAGGAAUCGAUUCAACAGCUUCCGAGGUACGACGACGAGCAAACCCGUUGCGAGGGACUCUGACGAGCAAACGGAAAAAGUGAACGCCAUCCAGACGACGACGACGACGGCCCGCAAUUUCGUUCCGGGCAAUCGAUUCGCCCGUUUGCGGACAACAACAAUCGGCAGCACUUCAACUUCAAUUAAAACAACGGCAAAUUCGGAUGAAGAAAUUGAGGUGACGACGAUGACGCCCAGGAGUUUGAGGCCGGCCAACCGAUUUAGCGGUCGGGUUCGAUCGACGACGACAGCUCGUACAACAACCGUCACGAAGGAUUCGGAUGAAGUUGUCGAUUCCGGAAUUGUUUCGACGACGACAGCCCGGAGUUCCACGCGAGGAAACCGAUUCCGCUUUAGCGGUUUGAAACCUACAACCACUCCAACAACAACAACAACUCGAGUUUCGAAAAGUUCAGACGAACAAGACGAUCCAGUGAGCGGAAUCCAAAGUACAACCGUCCGCAAUUCAAAUUUGAGAAACAAAUUCAUCCGGACGAAACCGGUUCGUGUUACAACCACCACAAUGCCAAAAGAUUCCAGUGCAGAGGACGUGGACGAUAAAAACGGGACUCUUAAAUUGAAUUCGACAUUGGCGAGUAACCACACCCAAGUGACGACAAUCUCCGCUCUAUUAAUAUCCAGCGACUCGGGCGAAGACGAUAAAUUCGUUAAUGGAACACUGCUGAUAACGACGACGGCGCGUAAUUUGGAUUCGGACGAGAAAAUCGACUCGGUUAUGAACAACAACGCCACUCAAGAGGUGCCCACCACAACUCGUUCUUCGAUUUUCCUGAAAUAUUUCAACCGCUACCGGACGACCAAGGCCAGCCAAGAUCAUUCCGGCAGCUCCGAUGAAGAAGGAGUAGCCGAUCGAGCCAUCAACGAAACAAGUCCGACACCGCGUCCAAACGUUUUGAAUCGCCUCCACACGGCCGCAGCGUCGAUUCCUCCGGUGACUAACCUCACAGCCCCGGCCAGCCAGUCCUCGGAGACCUCCAACUUGGGCCGCAAAGAUCGGGCGAUUAUUUACAGCUCAGCCAAAUCGGAUAAUCAACUGAUGACGUCGACCGUUUCAACCGCUGAAAUUCCUUCGACAACGAUGGCAACAACAACAACAACAACAACGACCACAACAACAAAAGGAUUUUACGCUUUUGGGAGUUCAGAUGAAAUGGACGAUACCUCCGAGGAUGAUGAUGAUGACGCAAGUCGCGCACCUUACUUCGACCCUUAUUACGGCGUCCCGCUGAGAGAAACUCCGGCAGGUGUUCCCCCAUCGCCGCUGGAGGAAAAUUCACUGGAAGUCGACGACGUUUCUGCGGAAUUGGAAUUCAACAUCACUGCCAAGUCCGAUGACCACAGCUCCGAGGUGGCCAUGGCCGAUAUGGUUCCAACCAAGGUGAGUGACGUCCAGCAUGCUGUUUACCUGCACCCCAACAUGAACGACGACGACGUCUCCGUGGAGGUGAUUUUCAGAGUUCCCAGCAACCAGCCGUACCAGCAGGAUGUCCGAAAUCAAACGGGAAUGGCUCAGCAUGGCGUCCAUUUCGUUCCAGCAGAGUCCGAUGAGGGCAAUGAGGGCUCGGUUGAAGAGAAAGAAGGGUCUGGAGAUGUCCUAGAAGAGAAUAAUACCAACGGUCAAAACAGCACAACAACAGCCAUCCAGCAAGAGACUAAUCCGGUGAAGGACUCGGAUGAGGGCAAUGAAGCCUCAAUGGAGAAGGGAACAAAUGGCCAAGUGCCAGAGGAGAACAACAUGAGUGAAAGUAACACAACAAUGAAAGUUGAUGAGACCCCCCAGAAUUCGGAUGAAAACGACGAUAACUCUUCGCUGGAAAUCGACCUGAGCAAACUGACGGAUAUCCAGCGCAUUUUGACAGACAUCAAAACGGAAGAAGUGAUUUUAUCGCCCAGGGUUUCAACGGUAACUGUAACCGAGACGCCACAAUUUUUCACGGAUGCAAAACCCAUCGAAUUGAUUUUGGAAACUGAAAAUCUAACGACGACAAUGCCCCCAGUCCCAGUGACGGAGGCGAGAAGUCAAAACGAUAGUCUGAGUAGACAACCCGUCAGCAGCGAUGAAGUGACCAUGAAGCUGAAGGAACUUCUCGCCAAUCCGGUGGUCCAGCUGCGACUUGAAGCCAUCGACGGGCGUUUGAAGAGCACGAAAAGCGCCCGAGUCAAGCGUCUCAUUGAGAAAUACUUGGCGGCUCUGGCCAAGUUAUCUACCAGCGGCGCCAGCUCAUCCAUCAGCUUCUCCAUUUUCCUUCCGUUAUUAAUCACCUGCUUUCUGUUUGGGUUUUCGUGAACGUGAACACCUUCCUUUAUUGUGUUGAGCAACUAAUAUGCUCCCUGUAUAUUGCUGUCCAGUUUGAUCAUCAUGUUGUGUCCAACCCAUCAAAAGAUAAUCGUCGUAUCCGCAAAAACAUUUUGCUCAACAUCUCUCUCUAUUUUUAGCUAUUAUAAAAACGGUGUACCUUUAUCGGUCAGUGUAACCACCCACGCAAUCCCGCACCACACCCAUUGUUUCUCUCUCUCCCUCUAUAUUAUAACAGAAUUGCAUUCUCUUUCCUAUAUCCCCUCACGAAAGAAAAAGUGAAAAAAUACAGAUACGACAAUUCGCGCA